Messenger RNA from Cyanidioschyzon merolae strain 10D, 1050 nucleotides. RefSeq names its product dTDP-glucose 4,6-dehydratase. The record is from RefSeq and is a predicted model, not a curated record. Gene Ontology annotation, cellular component: cytoplasm. Gene Ontology annotation, molecular function: UDP-glucuronate decarboxylase activity; NAD+ binding. Gene Ontology annotation, biological process: D-xylose metabolic process. NCBI's taxonomy places the organism in Eukaryota, Rhodophyta, Bangiophyceae, Cyanidiales, Cyanidiaceae. The transcript has a single exon. Bases 1 to 1050 code for a protein of 349 amino acids.
AUGACACCGUCGGUUUCACCGCACCCUGAUGAACGUGUCCCGCCAAUAGACACCACGGCGGUCUGGAGGGCCCAGCACGCCCCCAACCGCACCCCAGAGCGUCAACGAAUCCUCGUUACCGGUGGAGCGGGAUUCAUCGGCUCGAACCUAGUUGACCAUCUGAUGGAGCUUGGUCACGAGGUCAUUGUUCUUGAUUCGUUGUUCACUGGUACCAAGGAGAACAUUGCGCACUGGAUAGGACACCCGCGGUUCGACUUCAUUCGUCACGACGUCACGGAGCGCAUCAUGCUGGAAGUCGACCAGAUCUACCAUCUGGCGUGUCCCGCUUCACCGCUUCACUAUAAGUACAACGCGAUCAAAACCAUUAAAACCAAUGUCCUGGGCACGUUGAACAUGCUCGGUAUCGCAAAACGCACCGGUGCACGACUUCUGCUGGCAAGCACCAGCGAGGUGUACGGCGACCCACUGGUACACCCACAACCAGAGAGCUACUGGGGCAACGUCAACCCAAUCGGUGUGCGCUCUUGCUACGACGAGGGGAAGCGCGUGGCAGAAACGCUCUGCUUUGACUAUUAUCGUCAGCAUCAUGUCGACAUUCGAGUCGCUCGUAUUUUCAAUACGUACGGUCCACGGAUGGUGGAAAAUGACGGGCGCGUGGUCAGUAAUUUUGUGGGCCAGGCAUUACGCGGAGAGGAGCUGACCAUUUUUGGCGAUGGUAGCCAGACACGCUCGUUCUGUUUCGUCAGUGACCUGGUGGACGCUCUGAUCCGACUCAUGAAUACAGAGGGCAUCACUGGUCCUGUUAACCUGGGUAAUCCAACAGAGUUCACGGUUCGGGAGCUCGCUGAACUGGUUCGAAGAAAGCUCCCGAAAAGUGGACCUAUUCGGUAUUUGCCGCCGACACCCGAUGAUCCCGGUCGCCGACAGCCGGAUAUCCAUUUGGCGCGCACCGUCCUCGACUGGGCGCCGCGCGUCCCGCUCGAGGAGGGCCUCGAUGCCAUGAUCGCCGACUUUCAACGCCGAGGUAUUGGUUCGAGACCCGUUGCGUAA